GAACAGUGGAACCGACCGCGGCGACGCUCCGAUAAUGGCCUCACUUCCUGAGCAGCUGUGACCCGAUAACCUCACUCAUCAAAAAUGUCUUAUCACUCGACUAUUCCCAGUCUCUCACUGACCGAACCGAUGCAGCUCUGGGAUAGUUAUCAGUCGUGGACAAAACCCGCACGCGUCCUCACCUAGUCGUCUAAGCGUCAAAAAUACACUAAAAGUUUCCUGUAUGGGAUGAUGAGUGUUUGUCGCAAGUUACAAUGGGCGAUCUAUUCCCGAGUAUACCGAAGAGUACUUUCGCGAGUGUCACAGAGGGGGGGAAUUAUAGUGGGGGUAGAAUUCUGGGACUGGACGAGUACAGAUCGGACGCGGAGUUGGCUGACGUGGAGCUCUUCAAGGAUUACCCGGAGCCUCUGCUGAGAUUCGCUUCGGCAUGCUGCGUACUUUUUAUGCUGGUCGGUAUUCCUGGAAACCUGAUUACUAUCAUCGCCCUCGCACGAUGUAAAAAGGUGCGAAACGCUACAGCGGUGUUUAUUAUGAAUCUAUCGUGCUCUGACCUUCUGUUUUGCUGCUUCAAUCUACCACUUGCUGCAUCAACCUUCUGGAGGCGAUCGUGGGCCCAUGGGAAAACUUUAUGCAGAAUGUUUCCAUUGGCGCGAUACGCAUUGGUGGCUGUAUCACUCUUCACCGUUUUAGCUAUCACUAUCAACAGAUACGUAAUGAUCUCUCAUCCAAGGCUAUACCCCAAGUUGUACCGUCGUAAAUAUUUGGCGAUUAUGGUGGGAAGCACCUGGGCAUUCUCCUUCGGAGCCCUUAUAGCGACGUGGUUAGAAAAAUGGGGACGUUUCGGCCUUGACCCCUCAAUCGGCUCGUGCUCUAUACUUCCAGACCGCAAUAAUCGAUCUCCGAAGGAAUUCCUGUUUGUCGGCGCUUUCAUGCUUCCUUGUCUAGCCAUCGUGAUUUGCUAUGCCAGGAUAUUUUGUAUAGUACGCGACGCAGCGAGAAAGUCCCGGGCACCGGUUCGUCGGACCAGACCUGCUCUAGAAGAUUCUGCCGUUGGGUCGGCAUCGACAGCCUUAGAGCGAUCACCCGGACCGGAAAACGGAGUUACGCACCACAAUCAUAAUUCGGCACCUAAACGAGCGUUACUUGCACCCCCAGCCCUACACUAUCCUCCAACACCAGGACCAGAACGGUCUUCCUCCUCGGGCGUAGAUACUCUAGAUGGACACGACGAAGAAUGCGCCCUCGAUGCCAAACCCCGAACACCGAGCGGCAGUGAAACUUCGAAACGGCUCAAACAAGCUGCGACCGCUCUUAAAAAAUCGCCAGCCUCAGUGCGACCGCCUCGUCUAACAACCAAAGACAGGAAACUUCUCAAAAUGAUCAUGGCGAUUAUGUUAUCGUUCUGGGUGUGCUACCUACCAAUAACAUUGACGAAAAUAUUUCGAGAAUUCACAUCGCAUCCUGCCGCGAACAUCGCCGGCUACAUCCUAAUAUACCUAACAACGUGCAUCAAUCCUAUAAUAUACGUAGUGAUGUCCAGUGAGUACCGUCAGGCGUACAAGAACCUGCUUAUGUGUCGUCGCUGGGCGUGACGCUCACCCGG
Molecule: messenger RNA, 1603 nt
Organism: Bombyx mandarina (wild silkworm)
Lineage: Eukaryota; Metazoa; Arthropoda; Insecta; Lepidoptera; Bombycidae
Product: G protein-coupled receptor moody
Biological process (GO): G protein-coupled receptor signaling pathway
Cellular component (GO): membrane
Molecular function (GO): G protein-coupled receptor activity
Source: RefSeq, a predicted model, not a curated record